AUGACCAAAACUUAGCUGUGAAAGCAUUUGUUUUUUUUUUUAAAUCGAAGAGUCAAGAGACAUAUUUGAUCAAGUUGGCUGAUCAGUGUGGCAGAUUGACCUCCAUGGGUUUUCCUUUUCCCCCAAAGAAUAUAUUCCAUCAUGUCAGCCAAAUGGUGCAAACACACAGAUGAAAUAAUAAAAAAGAUUUGGUCUGCAAUAUUUCUUUGUCUUUUACAGGCUAUAAAUAGAGAGCUCAAAAUGCAUUAUUUUUCAUCCCAUUGCAGCCUUGCAGGAGGAGUGGAGAGAGAGAGAGAGACAGAGAGAGAGAGAGGAAGGGAGGUCUAACAUGAGAGCAAGAGCCUAGUUUGGUAGCCAAGGAUGACUUGCCUGCUCUACCAGAGAGAUCAAUUCUCCAUUGGUGUAACUUUGUUGGAUUGGAAGCUUCUGUUUGGCCAGGCAGUCAUCCAGGCUAAACUGACAGGCUCUUCUUCCUCAUGCCAGGCCUUCCCUUCUUCCAUGAUCAGAACUGGAGAAAUGAGGGUUCUUUCUUGAAGAAAAGCAAUUAGAGAGAAACCAGUUCAUCAAAAAUGUGGGAACUUCAAUCGGAUUGGUACUCCCCUACUCGCCUGAACAGCAACCCCAUUACCCAAUACGACUUUCCGGGAGAUCGGUUUAUACCCAAUAGGAGUUUGAUGGAUCUUGAUCAAGCCCGCAGUUUACUGUCAAACAGGACAACACCAAACCGGAACUCGAAUUUCAAUGAGGUGUACAGGAAGAGCAUAGAGGACAAACUGACUUUGGAUUCAGAAGGGAACCCAUUUAGGAUGUUGGUUUUUAGGGGAAGUCCAAAAUCAAACAGAAAGUCCAUUCGUUGUGUUGAUCUGAUGCGACAGGAUGAGGCAAAGGAAUUGGAUGGUAAUGGUAAACACCAUCAGCCUCGAAGAUUGCCUAAGGUACUGCAAACAUAUCACUUUUUCCUUCCCAUUUCCUUCUUGUUUUGCUCUCUGUUAUUACUUUGUUCUAAGUGUGGAAUGCUGAAGGGGGAAGCUAGAAUUCUGGAUGCACCAAACAUAAGAAAUGACUUUUACAUGAGCACCAUGGAUUGGGGGAAGAACAAUGUCAUUGCAAUUGCUUUAGGCAAAGAUUUAUUCCUUUGGAACGCAGAGAACCGAGAGGUUCAUAAGCUGUUGCAAGUUGAUGAUCUGAAUGAUUUUCCAUCAAGUGUAGCCUGGUCUCAAGAUGCCAAAACUGUAGCAGUUGGAUUUAGGCGUUCAAAACUCCAAUUGUGGGAUGCUGAGACUUCUAAGCUUGUUAGAAGCCUAGAAAACCACAAGGACAGGAUAGCAAGCAUUACAUGGAAUGGCCACACAUUAACAUCCGGCAGCCGCGACAAGUCCAUCAUCAACCAUGAUGUCAGAGCGGGAAGCAAUGUGACUUGCCGUUUACGGACACACACUGAAGAAGUCUGUGGUUUGAAAUGGUCAGGAGAAGGCAAUGUAUUGGCAAGCGGCGGCAAUGAAAAUCUUCUGUACAUAUGGGACUCUUCCAAAAUGAACUCACAGAGAUUCUUGUUUCGUCUUAAAGACCAUCGUGCUGCAGUCAAGGCCCUUGCAUGGUGUCCUUAUCAGUCUGAAGUGCUAGCCUCCGGGGCAGGCACGAAAGAUGGGUGUAUUAAGAUAUGGAACACAAAAAAGGGAACCUGCAUCAAAAGCAUUGCUACCGAAGCUCAGGUUUGUGGACUGGAGUGGAACAGGCAUCACAAGGAGAUAAUGAGUGGCCAUGGCUAUAGUGCAAGCGAGCUCAUCAAGAAUCAGCUCUGCCUUUGGAGGUAUCCCUCCAUGGAUAAAGUCGGAAGCUUGAAUCGCUACACAUCCAGAGUCCUUCAUCUUUCUCAGAGCCCUGAUGGGUUAACUGUGGUAUCAGCUGUGGCAGAUGGCUCUCUUCGAUUUUUGGAGGUCUUUGGACCACCAAGCAUUGACAAAUCAAGGAUCUCCCCUCUGGAUGGUCUAUUGUCUCUUAAGAUUUCUCCCAUAAGAUGAUAUGAAUACAAGAUGAGCAACUUUAUAUUUUGUAGAAAACCACAGAGAAAUACAUGCUCCCCUAAGAUCUUAAAUUCUAUCUACUCGGGUGAAAUAAAAUUUAGUACAUGCCGCCCAAACUCGAAUGACCUCUGUAUGUAUCACAUUUACUGCAAACCAGAAGGCAACCAACCCAAAAUUGUUUCCGGUUUUUCUUCACUGCCAGCAAAAUAAACUGAAUUCAUUCA
Prunus persica (peach) is the source of this 2248-nucleotide messenger RNA. RefSeq names its product cell division cycle 20.3, cofactor of APC complex. The transcript is spliced from 8 exons. Gene Ontology annotation, molecular function: anaphase-promoting complex binding; ubiquitin ligase activator activity; protein binding. Gene Ontology annotation, biological process: positive regulation of ubiquitin protein ligase activity; anaphase-promoting complex-dependent catabolic process; positive regulation of anaphase-promoting complex-dependent catabolic process. The record is from RefSeq and is a predicted model, not a curated record. Lineage: Eukaryota; Viridiplantae; Streptophyta; Magnoliopsida; Rosales; Rosaceae. Gene Ontology annotation, cellular component: anaphase-promoting complex. Bases 570 to 2021 code for a protein of 483 amino acids.